GCGCCGCGCUGCCCGGCGCGGGCUGUGGCGGUGCCCCGCGCGCGCGGCGCGGCUGGCGCCGCGCGCGGCGUGGCGCUGCCAGUCGUGGACAUCGGGCCAUUCCUGCGGCUGGUCCCGCGCGGCGCUUCGGGCUGCCCAGCGCGGGCCGCGGCGGCGGCGGCGCUCGGCAACGCCUGCCAAGCGCUGGGUUCUUCUACCUGGUCGGCCACGGCGUGCCCUGCGACGACGUGCGCGCACUGCACGGGCUGGCGCGCGACUUCUUCGCGCUUCCCCCCAGCCAGAAGGCGGCGAUAUCCAUGGCGAGUGACCCUGCGGGCGGCCGCGGCUACCAGCGGCUGGGCGAGAACGUCACCGAGGGCCGGCCCGACUGGCACGAGGCCAUCGACUUCCUCGCGGAGCCCGGCGAGGGGGACAUCGAUUUCGACGGGCUCGGCGCCUGGGUCGGCGCCGCGAAGCUGCGGGGCAUGAGGCGGCUGGCGCUGUCCCGCAACCUGUGGCCGCCGCAGCCGGCCGCGCUGCGGCCAGCCGCGGAGGCGCACUUCGCCCGCAUGAGAGUGCUGGGCCAGGCGCUGAUGGAUGCCACCGCGCAGGCGUUUGGGCUGCCCCCCGACCACUUGGCCCCGCUGGUGGACCGGAGCUUCUGGGUGGCCAGGAUCAUCGGGUACCCGCCGCUGGGCGGCAGGGAGGCGGACGGCGUCGAGUCCUGCGGCGAGCACACCGACUACGGCUGGUGGACCCUGCUGAGCCAGGAUGAGACGCCGGGCGCCCUCGAGGUGCGCACGGCGGCGGGCGACUGGACGACGGUCGAGCCGCUGCCCGGGGCAUUCGUGGUGAAUCUCGGCGACAUGCUGCACGUGUGGAGCGGCAGGCGCUUCAAGGCGACCCCGCACCGUGUCCGGCAGACGCAGGUGGGCUGCUACCGCACCUCCGUCGCCUUCUUCUUCGAGCCGAACUUCGACGCCGUCAUCCGCCCCGUCGGAGCACCUCCGAGAGACGAGGCUCCGUCUGCGUGCGGGGACGGUCUUUCCAGGGACUCAGACCGUGCGCUCGACCGUGCCCUCGGGGGCGCCCCCAUCGCCUACGGCGAGCAUCUGUUCGACAAGAUCUCCAGCAAUUUCUCCUUCCAGUGAGCCAUCACCGCUUUUUCCCGGCCCUCGUCCACCGCCCUUCCCCUCCCCCUCCGUCCUGCCCAACGGCCCCCCCCCAGGGUCGUCACGGGGGGGGGCGAUCUGGCCAGGACUUCGAGGCGAGCUCAGCAGUGGCGGCGAGGCGCCCCGCCCUCUUGGAGGCGCAGGGCGGCGAGAACGUCCAACAUACCUCGUCCUCGUCCCGCCUCCCUUUACGCUUUGUCGUGUCCUUCCACAGGAGGAAAAUUCAGAAGUAGUCAAAAAAUAGUAUGGGCAUUUUUGGGCACAUUUUGUCGUAUGUUGGACUAUUUUUAUUUUUCGUCCAAAGUCCGCCUGUAGGGGGACGCCCGAUCUAAGCCUCCCUCCUCCGCCGUGCGUGCGCUUCCGCGCGUCGGGGAGGGGGGCGGGGAGGGGGGGAGAGCGGACUGGACGUGGGCCGUCGUCGGUCCCCUGGCGUGCGCCCGCGCCCCGCCGCCGAG
This is a messenger RNA of Prorocentrum cordatum, 1606 nucleotides long. The record is from the annotation of a GenBank genome assembly. NCBI's taxonomy places the organism in Eukaryota, Dinophyceae, Prorocentrales, Prorocentraceae.